This is a messenger RNA of Egretta garzetta (little egret), 1341 nucleotides long. It is a transcript of the gene PSMD9, whose product is annotated as proteasome 26S subunit, non-ATPase 9. Gene Ontology annotation, cellular component: nucleus; cytoplasm. Bases 134 to 562 code for a protein of 142 amino acids. The transcript is spliced from 4 exons. NCBI's taxonomy places the organism in Eukaryota, Metazoa, Chordata, Aves, Pelecaniformes, Ardeidae. The record is from RefSeq and is a predicted model, not a curated record. Gene Ontology annotation, biological process: proteasome regulatory particle assembly. Gene Ontology annotation, molecular function: protein binding.
CCCUGCCUUACCCCCCAUUGCUCCCCUGCAGGAUCCGAGAUGCCCAGGACACCAUUUUCUGCAUGGCUGCAAAGGAGAACAUGGGCUGAGAAAGAACCCUUGGACGGAACUUGGUCCUGCUCCCUGUGUGCUAAUGGUGUCACCCACAGGUUUGCAGAACGAUCACAAGGCCCUGAUGAAGCAGGUGGAGGAAGCUCUUCACCAGUUGCACGCCCGGGAGAAGGAGAAGCAUGCCAAGGAUGAGGCGGAGGCGCUGGCCGAGGCGAUGAGCCAGAACCAGAGCCUGCCACAGGCCUUUGCCAAAGUGAACGCCGUGACUUCAGGAUCUCCUGCGAGUAUCUCGGGACUUCAGGUCGAUGAUGAGAUUGUGGAGUUUGGUUCUGUCAAUGUAAACAACUUCCAGAACCUGCAGAACAUCGCCACAGUGGUGCAGCACAGCGAAGGGAGACCCCUCAGCGUGACUGUGAUCCGCAGCGGCAAAAAAGUGCACAUGGGGCUGACUCCGAAGCGCUGGGCUGGGAAGGGCCUCCUGGGCUGCAAUAUCAUUCCCUUGCAAAGAUGACCAUCGCUUGGCGAACAAUAAAGCUGAAGUUUGUGCCUGCUUUCUGGACUCUGACCUGAUUUGAAAACUUCCCUACGUGUUUUUGCUGAAACAAAUGUUUUGGAGGCUUCUCUAGGUGCCUGACUGACAGAGUCUGAAGAGGUUCUGAUAGAGCAGGCCCUGCCUGCAAUUCAGAAUUGCCUGGGUUCAUCAGGAGGAGCUUGCGGAGUUGCAAGGUGUGGCUUCUCGUCUCCUAAAUCUUGUGUUGGUUUGGAACGAGGCUACGGAGAGACCCAAACUUCACUUGGUACAGGCUCUUAAAAGCAUGAAAUACUCCUACUUGAUAAUAACAGAGCAUUCUUCCCCACUGCGCCCCAUAAAAUUCCUCACGGAACAUCUUGUAGUACAUAUUAAACAGUCCCGGAGCUCUUUGGUGUCUGUAACAGUAGAUUGCAGUCAAGAAAUACGCAAGUUUGGCACUUUAUCUUCCCCAUGUUACCACAACUUUCGAAGUCGCUAAACGUGAUGAAAGACUCUUUGGAAUGCCUCGUUAUUUUAAGUUAACGAGAUAAGGAAUAAGGUUUAUAAUUCUACCUUGAUUUACUUCCAGUAGUUCAUGUACUCCUGAUAAAAAUACUGCUGCUUUUAUUUUUUUAUUUUUUUUUAUUUGCAGCAGUUGUUUUCAGGGUGUUAUAAACUCUUUGAGGGGAUUUUGGGGAUGAUUGGUUUGUGGUAAGGUUGUUUCCAGUUGAACUUCAAAAUACUCUCCCCAAAUCAAUAAAACUUGAGUAGCGCCUCUC